Messenger RNA from Botrytis porri, 591 nucleotides. RefSeq lists its product as uncharacterized. Lineage: Eukaryota; Fungi; Ascomycota; Leotiomycetes; Helotiales; Sclerotiniaceae. The transcript has a single exon. The coding region runs from base 1 to 591 and encodes 196 amino acids. The record is from RefSeq and is a predicted model, not a curated record.
AUGCUCCUCAGCCUCGAUGGCACUCCGCUAUACUCUGUUGGUCCUGUGAAACAGAAGAUGGCCAUAUUUUGGCUGACUGCGUUUGGAUCUAUUAAAGCGAUAGAGGAAUGUUUUGCCGGUGUUCGAGUUCGUUACAACACGUUUGCAUCGAAGCUGCUAUUCUACGCUGAGCCUUUGUCUGUUGAAGAUAAGGAGAACCACAAGGUUCUGAAGCAAUGUGCCGAGUGCCAAAAGUUUCUUGAGUCAUACAACCGGGCCGCGGAAGAUUGCUCUGCUAAGAAUGUAUAUAGACUGUUCGCCAAUCAAUAUCUGGAUGCGAGCGUUUGGUCUCUGGCAGAGGGACACACGAGAAUGCCCCAACUCUAUUACACGAGAAGGUUUGCAUCCCCGGCGGUCGUCUUGCCAAAGCCGCUAGCAGUCACUUUAGAUCCCAAGCCGGGAUCGGAAGUCGAUACUUUGGCGGUAGCAACCUCGACCUCAGAGUCUGGUCAAUCCAUCGCCAAACGAAAGAGAAAGGCUUCCGAGCUUGACGAGCUGCCACUAAGCGAGUUAGCGGUAGUGGAGCAGACGAAACGUUUUAAGCUUGAAUAG